UAAAUAAAUGUCUGGAUAGGCUUUCCCAAACUUGCUCUGAUGAAGGUUCACUACCUCAACCAACUUAGUUGGUUGAAUAAAAACUUUACCACAUGUUAGAUCUGUAUAGCUUCCAAGAUAUGUGAGCAGCUAUGAAGGUUGCUAUACCAGCCUGAGUUAUGUUUCUGAUGAAAUAGGGGAAGAAAACUAAUGGGGAUCUCUUUUGGGGGAACCUAAAUUGCACCCAAGCGCCGAAAUUCCCUUACUCCCUCAGCCCAUGAUUCAUCAGCAGUCAUGUUAAUCCCAAGGAUGAUGAAAUCCCUUGCAGGCUUGGUGGUGCUUUUUACUGUGACAACAGCCCGAGUGUUGCCAGAUCAGUAUGGGUACCAGCAGGAUGAGAACACACUUGGGCCUAAUUUUGAUGGCAUGAACCAGGCUCCUUAUCAGGAAUCUGCUGGAGAUGAGGAUUUCCAAACACUGGUCAGAGCUGGUGGUCCAUAUUCAGGAACUUAUGCUCAAGAAAGUCUUUUAGAGGAUCAAGACAUAGUUGGCUACAUGUCCAUGCCUAGUCAGAUGGAGGAUAUUCCUAUUGUGGCAGCUGGACAUGACAUUGGUGAACACAACAGGAUGCUGCAUGAACCUGCUGAAACCAGUCACUUGGAGAUGGACCCUGAUGAUGAUGCUGAAGCAGUUGCUUUGCAGCAUGACCAGCUGGUGGAUAAAUCUAUCCAUGGACUGUCUGGCAUCAAUGUAAACCAUGAUGAAGCCAUCCACAGGCAUGUUCACCCUGAUGAUGAUUCAAGGAUCCAAUCUGAUUUAAUGAAUGGGCAAAAAUUUCAGCAAGACCAGAAAGGGUUUGAGCACAAACUUGACCAGCUGACUUGGAAGAUCAAUUCAGAGAAAGAGGCAAAGCAUUAUGGGGAAUCUCAGUUUGAGUUGUCCUCUGCACAACCAGGAGACAGAAACCAUGUUGCAGAGGGAAUGCCAUUUGAGGUUCUUCUGAAAGGAGGAAGUUACUAUGACUCCAUUGGCAGACAUUCCUACAUCACAUCCAGCACAGCUAUCACCCUGGGGGCUCUGAUUGGAAUCAUCUUCUUGCUUUGUGGUUUCUUGCUCGCCAUUCUGGUGGAUAAAUCUAUCCAUGGACUGUCUGGCAUCAAUGUAAACCAUGAUGAAGCCAUCCACAGGCAUGUUCACCCUGAUGAUGAUUCAAGGAUCCAAUCUGAUUUAAUGAAUGGGCAAAAGUUUCAGCAAGACCAGAAAGGGUUUGAGCACAAACUUGACCAGCUGACUUGGAAGAUCAAUUCAGAGAAAGAGGCAAAGCAUUAUGGGGAAUCUCAGUUUGAGUUGUCCUCUGCGCAACCAGGAGACAGAAACCAUGUUGCAGAGGGAAUGCCAUUUGAGGUUCUCCUGAAAGGAGGAAGUUACUAUGACUCCAUUGGCCGACAUUCCUACAUCACAUCCAGCACAGCUAUCACCCUGGGGGCUCUGAUUGGAAUAAUCUUCUUGCUUUGUGGUUUCUUGCUCGCCAUUGUCUACUGCAAAACCGGAUGGAGCUUAACUGACAUGCUGUGCGAAAGCGAGAUGGCGCGUGGGAUAAAAAUUCAGGAAGUCGAAGCCAUAGAACCGGAAAUGGUUCCUUGCUGCGAGUGUCCGGAAGACAGGCAAAUUCGCCCCAGGGGCUGGCGCAACAAAAAGAGGGGUGCCAGGAAGCCACAAAGGCCCAAACCCAGUAAACGGGCAGCAGGGGACAGUGAGGGAGAGGCCAUGACAGCUGAUGACGUUCUCACGCCAGGCAGCGAAUACUAAAUAAA
This is a messenger RNA of Notodromas monacha, 1793 nucleotides long. The record is from the annotation of a GenBank genome assembly. NCBI's taxonomy places the organism in Eukaryota, Metazoa, Arthropoda, Ostracoda, Podocopida, Cyprididae.